Aaosphaeria arxii CBS 175.79 is the source of this 2350-nucleotide messenger RNA. RefSeq lists its product as uncharacterized. NCBI's taxonomy places the organism in Eukaryota, Fungi, Ascomycota, Dothideomycetes, Pleosporales. Bases 184 to 2232 code for a protein of 682 amino acids. The record is from RefSeq and is a predicted model, not a curated record. The transcript is spliced from 6 exons.
CCUGCACAAGGCGUCCCACUCCUUAUGUGAACCCACGGUUUCGAAAUGGAAUCCAGCCAGAUCCUCAUACCACUUCGUCUCUGUGCAUGAUAUGAUAAUGAAAUAUUGCGUGACAAUAAAUUUCCAAAGCUACCCCUCAUGAAAUCACGGGAGAGCUCCUAUCAGCCCCUGGAGCUUGACAACAUGGAUCCGAACUCAUCUUCGAGCGCGUUUCUUUCAAAAGAUGCCUCAGAUGAUCCAAAUCUACCGUCCCUGGAGCGACGAAAGACAUGGAGAGCACGGUUCUCGGGGUAUCGUGGGGGAUUACUUGCCUCUAUUAUCGUGUCUUCAAUUGUUCUCAUCUUGAAUAUCCUUCUGGUGGUUCUUUCGCUUACAGCAUGGCAACCAGUGCAGAACAUUGGCACAGCUUUCGUGGGGAAUUGUAAAACGGCACGCAAUUGGGUGAUAGCAUUGCACCUGCUUAUCAACUUGCUGAGUAGUAUCUUGCUGGGUGCUUCCAACUACACAAUGCAGCGUCUCGUGGCACCUACUCGCAAGGAGAUCGAUGCAGCUCAUGCAAGACAGAAAUGGCUGGACAUUGGGAUUCCCAGUGUGAAGAAUCUCUCGAGCAUACACAAAUCCAGGCUUCUGCUGUGGGUUCUUUUAUGGAUCAGUAGUGUGCCUCUCCAUCUCGUUUACAACUCUGCGGUCUUCCAGACCGUGGCUGCAAACAAUGUGGACUUCCUUAUAGUUUCCGAGGGCUUCUUUAGAGACAAGGACAGCUGGAAGAUCCGAGUAGAGACAGAUCAGGACAAGGAAACAUUUGAGACGAUCUCUAGGUUUCAAGAUCUUGUGUUGGACGAUAAGUACCUUGAUCGAACGAUUUUCCAGAACCUUUCCGCUUCGGAGUGCAAGGCUCGCUAUAAAGCACCCUUUGUUACGGACGCCGGGACUGGCUUUGGCGUCUUAACCCAGGAGCUUCAAGAAAGGAUUGGGAUGAAUGAUAGGAAUCGAUCAUUCUUUACCUAUGCCGGAGGCUAUGGAAACAUCAAUAUCGAGGCCAACCAAGCUCAGUUAUCAUACUGUCUCAGCCAGAUUAUAGAGCAACACUGCGAAGUGCAAUUUCAUCCCACAAUCUUAAGUAUAGUCAUCGCAUGCAAUACUGUGAAGAUCAUUGUCAUGGUCCUCGUAUUAUGGCGUCUUAAUCACGCCACUAUCGUAACGAUGGGCGAUGCCAUACAGUCUUUCAUUCAGAUCCCAGACCCUACGACUGAGAACUGCUGUCUCAUGUCAACGCGAACGGUCGAGACGCUAUGGAAGUCUCCAGCUGCGCGACUCAAUCAGCGUUGGAGCUCGCGCAAGAGACAUUGGUACGCCGAGGGAUGUUCCGCACGCCGCUGGGGUGCUUGUCUUGCAUUAUCGGGUGCUGCACUUAUUGUAGCGAUUGUGUUUUACAGAAUUCUGGAUCAAGACGUCAAUCAUACAACUCGUAAUGGGUUUGGUCAACUCGACAGUGAUUUCAUCAUCGACAUCCGACUGCCCGUCGCUGACUCGAUCAUCCCCUAUGUCCUGCUCGCCAACUUACCACAGGCGGUAGUCUCGCUCAUCUACAUAGCAUACAACGGACUUUUCACCGCCAUGCUGACCGGUCGAGAGUGGUCCAACUACGCCUCCAAGCGCGCUAGUCUGCGCGUCACAGAUCCCCGAGGCGAGCAACGCUCUACCUACUUCCUCCAGCUUCCCUUCAUGUGGUCCAUCCCGCUGCUAUUGUCCAGCACCAUACUGCACUGGUUCGUAUCUCAAGCGAUCUUCCUGAUUCGCAUGAGCGUUUACAAGGAUGGAAAACGUCUCGAUGUGUCGAACACCGAUUUCACGCGCUAUCAACACAUUAAACCCACCGGAUCUGUCUUUUCUGGUAUAGGAUAUUCCGACACUGCACUCUUGGCUUGCAUCGGGUGGGGCUCGGGUUUGAUAUUCACUUGUUUACUCGUUGCAGUCGUCUGCAGAUAUCCGAAAGGCUCAAUUGUCGGAGGAACGAACAGUGCCGUUAUCUCUGCUGCUUGCCAUAUCCGCGGCAACAGCGAUGGCCAAGACGAGCACAGCUCACGAUAUGAUGAGAUUGUCGAGAAGCCUCUGAUGUGGGGAGUGACGAUUCCAGGGAGCAGACAGGAAAUUGGACAUUGUUCAUUCAGCGCGGAAGAGGUCCAGAAACCAAUGUUUGGGCAUCUAUACGCUCGCUCUCACUACCAGUAGGCCUGGCGAGGCCUCCCUAUACUUCAGUCUAUGGUAUGAAGUGGUCUAUGGGCCAUGCCCUGGGAAUUUCCAUGGGACUGAGGGGCUUAGAUUUAAGAAAAAUACCAGUCUAGAGAAC